AUGGAGACAUUACUUAUAUGGGGAAAAGAUCAAAUCUAUGUAGAUCAUAAAAGCCUUAAGUACUUAUUUACCCAGAAGGAGUUAAAUAUGAGGAAACGAAGAUGGCUAGAAUUGGUCAAAGACUAUGAUUGUGAGAUCCUCUAUCAUCCAGGAAAAGCUAAUAUUGUGGCCGAUGCUCUUAGCCGAAAGUCAGCUCACACAGCAACUCUAAGUAUCAUCUCCAAAGACAUAAUGGAUGACCUUGAAAGAGCUGAGAUCUCACUAAUACUAGAAACCAUCAUAACACGAAUAGCACAGCUAACUUCAAAUGAUGAAGAAAUCAAGAAAGAACUACUGAAGGAAGCUCACAAAUCAUGCUUUUCAAUACAUCCUGGGAGUCCAAGAUGUGAAAGCUCUAAGGCAACGACCACAAGGACUCCUCCAGCCUCCAAUGUUCUAGAAUGGAAAUGGGAUCAUAUUUCCAUGGACUUCAUCUCAGGACUCCCGAGAACUGUUAAAGGCCACAACAUGAUUUAG
Messenger RNA from Benincasa hispida (wax gourd), 516 nucleotides. Lineage: Eukaryota; Viridiplantae; Streptophyta; Magnoliopsida; Cucurbitales; Cucurbitaceae. The record is from RefSeq and is a predicted model, not a curated record.